ACAGCAACAGCAGCAACAACAACAACACCAACACAGCCAUCACAACCAGCAGCAGCAGCAGCCGCGCAUCAACGGGAAACCGUUGCGCGGAAGCCAAGCCGCCGCUUGCACCGUCUCAUGGCCCGCUGUGACAUUCCUUCCUCUGGUGGCCCGUGCCGAGCUUCCAGAGGAUGCAACGCCCAUCGAGUUUAUGCAGGACAGGAGGCUGGAGUUCGUUGACUACUCGAAGCUCAAGCCCUUUACCCAAGAUUGGGAGAUGACGAAGGGCUCGUCGUCAUGGGCGAGCGCAGUCAGGCAAUGGGCCGAGAUGCAGGACGGCCAGAGCAUUCUUUUGACGACGCCGAGUGUCCUCGUGGGCUUCAGGGUCGAAGUCUAUCGGGCCGAGGGUACUACCCAGUGGUACACGGCCGUCAUCGUCGGAUACAACGAAUCUACGAAGGAUUUGACGGUGACGGACGACACUGUCCUCGAGGACCACAAUGAGGAUCCGUGCCUAGUGCAGAUGCGGCUAAUCGGCGACGGAGUCGUCGAGAGCAUCAUGAGGGGCGAAAACGUCGGCAUGACGCCUAGGAGGUCGAGGUCAUCGACUGCUCUGACGCACUCCUUGGUUAUGCCACGAACAGGAAGAAGAUCCCGAGGUCGUCCAGGUAGCGCAACCCAGUUGCAGACGACAUUGAGAUCACAUAGUCUUGUUUCUCAACAAAUAGAAAAAGAAAAGAGCAGUGUGCGCAACAACCGGAAGCGACGCAUAAGCGAGGGCUCGACACGGGAAAAGAGCGAGCCAUCGGAGUCGGUGCUACAGGCUCGACAAGAGGACCGCGAGAACAAAGGCCCGCUCUCGGGGAAGCCGGGCAACCGAACGCCCCGCACCGCCGUUCUCGAGGAGACGAACGUAUCGCCGGCGGUAGCCAAGCUCCGCCAGCGCCGCGUACCCGGAGUCAAGGCGAGCAGCCCCGUGGUCGUCGAGAGCGGUCUACCACAGCGUCCGGUGCGCCGGAAGACUCGCCUCGAGGCGAAGCUCGCCGACGAGGACUCGGAGAGUAACGAGGAGCACCAGGCCCAUCAAGCCCAACAGACCCACCAGCACCACCUGCGUAUACACAGGAAGGAGCGACUCCCGGCCAAGGCCGCCCCCAAGGAAGGGGAGCAGCCCGAUAGGGAGGAGAAGCCACGGGAGGAUCCACUUAUAAAGAGGCUGCGCUCGAGUCUCCUUGUGGACAAGGCGAAGAAGGAGGCGAGGGAAGAGUCGCGCAAGUCCAAGCCCGAGGAGCCGAAGCCCGAGACGAAGCAGUCCUCGAAGAAGUGCCCCGUCGUAAAGUCCGAGGAGGAGGAGAGUAGCGAGUCGAGAGAACGGGACCGCGAGCCCGAGCCGCCGCCCGACGUGGCCAGGGUCGCGGCCCAGGUCAAGUGCGAGCCGAAACUAAAGCCGAAAAAGGAGCAAGAGAAGGAACAGGUGCUGAAACAGGAGCGGGAUCAGGGGCAGGAGCGAGAACAGGGCCGGGAGCAGGAGCAAAAGCGGGAGCAAGAGCAGAAGCAGAAGCAGAAGCAGGAGCAGAAGCAGGAGCAGGAGCAAGAGCAGGGGCAAGUGAAGGAGAAGGAGAAGGAGCAGGAGCAAGAGCAGGAGCAAGUGAAGGAGAAGGAGAAGGAGCAGGACUCCAAACCGCCGAUCAAGCUCGAGCCCGAGAAUACAACGGACCGGGCCCCAGAGCUAAGCCUGAAGAAGGACCUCGCCGCGGAAGAGCCGAGGGAGGAGUCCAGGGCCAACGACUCGAAGCCCAAGGAGCUGCUGGUGGGGUCCAGCAGUCGCGAUACAACCACCGUGCUGGAGAGACUGAGUCCGCUGAGCGCCGGCGGCCGCAGCCUGCUCCUGCAACACCAGCAGGAGGAGCAGGAGCGAAGUCGGCACAACGAGAGUCCAGUUAUUCUCGUCGAACCUUAUCAGCAACAACAGCAACAGCAGCAGCCUCAGCCACAUCCUUUGCAUCACAGAACCUAUCAGGUGGAGCCGGUGCAUCACCACCAUCACCACCUUCACCACCCACACCAUAAUACUCACUUACUAAGCCAGACGAGCCUCCUAGAGGUGCAUCAACAACAACAACAGCAGCAACAGCAGCAACAGCAACAGCAGCAGCAGCAGCAGCAGCAACAGCACCAUCAUCAUCAUCAUCAUCAUCAGGUUCGAGGCGAUGACGGGAGUGGACUCAUGGAAGUCGAGGCUGGGCCCAUUGGUAUGGGUAGCGUACCGGGUAUUCUGCCGAUUGGCGCCGGUAAUAAUGUCCGGGCCGGUGCCGCGGCUGCCUAUGGUGACAGCGGCAGCGAUAGCGGGGUAAGCUCUUUGAGGAGCACCGGUUCCGGGGACGAACGCAGCGGAAGCCGCAGCUCGGCCUUGAGUGCCGAGGAGACAACGAGCGUCUCGUCCUCGACGCCAAAUUCGGUGAGUGGCCAGGCUUCGGCGACGCCCGCCAGGAUCUGGCACGUGCAAAGCGUCCAGCACACUUCCCUGCUGAUGGCCCAUCCUCAUGGUCCCGGUUCAGCGCCACCGGGAGCCGGUCCCCCACCGGGCUUGCAAGCACCGCCCGUCGGCUACCCGAGCAGCGCAGCAGGGCCCGGACCAGCUACCGGACAUCAUCAUCCCGGUCUCGCUCAGGAGCUCAUAUGGAGGCCGUCGGCGAGAUUCUUGCCCCUGCCGCCGAGUUUGCCGCAGCAGCCGAGCCUCGGUGAGGUCCUCGAGAGGGACAGGCACGAAAGGAUAUUGAGGUGA
Messenger RNA from Ceratosolen solmsi marchali, 2764 nucleotides. Its product is annotated as putative mediator of RNA polymerase II transcription subunit 26. NCBI's taxonomy places the organism in Eukaryota, Metazoa, Arthropoda, Insecta, Hymenoptera, Agaonidae. The coding region runs from base 191 to 2764 and encodes 857 amino acids. The transcript is spliced from 9 exons. The record is from RefSeq and is a predicted model, not a curated record.